AUGACGACGCCGCCUCAGACAGCUGUUGAUGAGAACUCCUAUUUAUCUCCUACAACGCCAGAUCGGAAGCACACUUUCGAUGGAUCAACACUCAACUCUCAGUCAAGCGAUGCUGCAUUCCGCUUCCGAUCAAACUCGGGAAUCUCUGCGGCAUCCUCUGCCACAGUAUAUUCCAGAACCAGCCUCCAGUAUGAAGCUGUGGAUGAUGCCCUCCGGCCUGAUAAGGGCAAUGAGAAGGACUUCGUCGUCCAGAACAACCCUUUCGCCUUCACCCCCGGCCAGUUGAAUAAGCUCCUCAAUCCCAAAUCUCUUUCCGCUUUCAAGGCCCUCGGCGGUCUGCGAGGUCUGGAGAAAGGGCUGAGAACUAGCAUCACAGCGGGCAUAUCAGUAGAUGAGACCCGCCUGGACGGCCAAAUCUCUUUCGACGAAGCAACAACAGCCGGUAAAGAGAAAGUAUCAUACGGUGAUAUACCACCGCCAUCUGCACCGUUGAGGACUGAGACGCAAGGAGUCGGCACUUCCCAAUUUGAUGACCGGUUAAGAGUAUUUGGAGACAAUCGACUCCCAGAACGCAAACCAGAUGGUAUCCUAGUCCUAAUUUGGAGGGCUUACAACGACAAGAUCCUCAUCCUUCUUACGAUAGCUGCAGUCGUCUCGCUCGCGCUUGGUAUUUAUGAGACGGUCGCCGGAGAUUCCGGUGUUGAUUGGGUAGAGGGUGUUGCUAUCUGUGUCGCCAUCGUGAUUGUUGUCACUGUGGGUGCAGCGAACGACUGGCAGAAGGAACGCCAGUUUGUGAAACUCAAUAAAAGGAAAGAUGAUCGAGAGGUCAAGAUCAUCAGAUCGGGUAAAUCGAUCCAGAUAUCCGUCUAUGAUAUCACGGUCGGUGACGUGCUGCAUCUCGAGCCCGGAGAUGCUGUGCCAGCGGAUGGUAUCUUCAUUUCCGGUCAUGGCGUCAAGUGCGACGAAUCUUCUGCAACUGGUGAAUCAGACCAGAUGAAAAAGACCCCUGGCGAUGAGGUCUGGCAAAGGAUCCAAGAAGGUACAGCCACUGCGAAAUUGGACCCUUUCAUCAUCAGCGGCUCCAAAGUGUUGGAGGGUGUGGGUACAUACCUUGUCACGAGCGUCGGCACGAACAGCUCUUACGGUAAAAUCCUGAUGAGUCUACAAACCAAAAACGAUCCCACGCCAUUGCAAGUCAAACUGGGAAAGCUUGCAAAUUGGAUCGGUGGCCUGGGCUCAUCGGCUGCUGGUCUCUUGUUUCUGGUCCUCCUUAUCAAGUUCCUCACACACUUAUCUUCCGACAGCCGCCCGGGCGCGGAGAAAGCCCAAGAUUUUCUGGACAUCCUCAUUGUCGCAAUCACCGUCAUUGUUGUCGCUGUCCCUGAAGGUUUGCCUCUAGCUGUAACCUUGGCGCUCGCGUUCGCAACAACAAGAAUGUUGAAAGAGAACAAUCUUGUCCGAGUGCUCAGGGCAUGCGAGACCAUGGGAAAUGCCACGACUAUCUGCUCAGACAAAACAGGCACUCUCACCCAGAACAAAAUGACCGUGGUUGCUGGCACAGUUGGAGCGGAUACAAAAUUCACUUCGUCGCCUACCGAGAAGUCCAAAUCUGGAACAAUGUCUUUUGCAGAAACGUUCAGCAAGCUGAGCGCCCAAAUGAAGGAGUUGAUCCGAAUCUCGAUUGCACUCAACAGUACAGCUUUCGAAGGCGAGGAGAAAGGAGUUCCGACUUUUAUCGGCUCGAAAACCGAGGUGGCCAUGCUCACCUUGGCCAAAGAGCAGCUCGGUCUUGAGAACCUGGCUACUGAGCGCUCAAAUUUCAAGAUCAAGCAGCUUAUUCCGUUUGAUUCCGCGAGGAAGUGUAUGGGUAUCGUCAUCAAGUACCGUGGCAGCUAUCGGCUUCUCGUGAAAGGUGCCGCAGAGAUCAUGCUGUCCAAAGCUACGCAAACCAUCUCGAGUCUUUACGAAUCUGAAGGGUCUUGCCAAGUAGUCGAGCUGACUACAGCAGAGAAGGAGGGCAUUUCUGCUACAAUUGACGAAUACGCCCAACACUCUCUUCGCACGAUUGGCAUGUUGUAUAAGGACUUUCCGCAAUGGCCUCCCGCGGAUGCGAAAACACUCGAAGAAGACCCAAAGAUGGCAGAUUUUGACGAUGUCUUCCACGAUAUGACGUGGAUUGGCGUGGUCGGUAUCCACGACCCUUUGAGAGAAGGCGUUGUCGAAGCUGUUGCUCAGUGUCAGCACUCCGGUGUCGUGGUCCGUAUGGUUACUGGAGACAACGUAACAACAGCUCGUGCAAUCGCACUAGAUUGCGGCAUCCUUCAUUCAGAUGAUCCCAACGCUGUUAUGGAAGGUCCCAAAUUUCGCCAGCUUUCCGACAAGGAAAUGGACGCAGCCCUCCCAAAACUACGCGUCCUAGCUCGAUCAUCUCCAGAGGACAAGCGUAUUCUGGUCAGUCGUCUCAAGCAUCUCGGCGAAACGGUCGCCGUGACAGGCGACGGCACAAAUGAUGGGCCCGCGCUGAAGAUGGCCGACGUCGGCUUCAGCAUGGGUAUCGCCGGCACUGAAGUUGCAAAAGAAGCUUCGUCCAUCAUCCUUCUGGACGACAAUUUUUCGUCGACCAUCACCGCGCUCAUGUGGGGACGGGCUGUCAACGACGCGGUCAAGAAAUUCCUCCAGUUUCAGAUCACCGUCAACAUUACCGCCGUGGUCUUGACUUUUGUGUCUGCCGUGUCCAACGACUCGAACCACUCGGUGCUCACCGCGGUCCAACUUCUCUGGGUGAAUCUCAUCAUGGACACACUGGCUGCAUUGGCCCUUGCGACGGAUGCACCGACCAAGAAGAUCCUCGACCGGCCUCCACAGCCCAAAUCCGAGCCCUUGAUCACCAUCAACAUGUGGAAGAUGAUCAUCGGACAGGCGAUAUACCAACUCGUGGUCACCUUCAUCUUGUACUUUGCCGGCAUGUCGAUCUUCAACUACGAGAUGCACGAACGGGUCGAGCUCAACACCAUCGUCUUCAACUCGUUCGUCUGGAUGCAAAUCUUCAACGAGAUCAACAACCGUCGCCUCGACAACAAGUUCAACAUCUUCGAGGGGAUCCACCGCAACUUUUGGUUCAUCGGCAUCAACUGCAUCAUGGUCGGAGGUCAGAUCAUGAUCAUCUUCGUCGGCGGCCGUGCUUUCAGCAUCACCCGUCUGAACGGUGUUCAAUGGGCCAUCUCCUUGCUCACCGCACUGCCGUGCUUGCUCUGGGGCGUCCUGGUCCGAUGCUUCCCCGACGAGUGGUUCGCCGUCGUCUUCAACGGCGCCGUGCGCGCCAUGACCUUCGUCCUCGUUCCUUUCUGGAAAGGUCUGCGCUUCAUCUUUCACCCGAUUGCGGAAAUCUUUCGAGGAGUUUCACGCUUCUCGAGGCGAACCGCCAGGAGAGUGACAGGGAAGAAACCUUCGUCCGACGAAGAAGAAGAAGAUCAAUCGGCAAUGACUGGUGACGCCCCGUUCGAGGGAGGAUCCUCCGCUCGGGCCCAGGACGGUACGAGAAGAGUCGUGGACGAAGAGGCGGGUGUUUUUCCCGUACCGACAAUCACCACCACCACCCCUGAACCUGUCAGUGCCGACCCAGAGACCGACCCGACGAUCAGAGAAAACCCAGAGACGACGACGACAAUAAUGAUACACCCCCUCUCCCUACAUUCUCAGUGACCGGACCGAGCCGAGAUUGAGGUUUGGGUGGGAGAAAAGACCGAGGGCCUUUUUCCACUUUUGCGUGGUGUGGUACGUCCGACGUCAGCGCGACCCGUGCCACGACACGACGACGCUCUGUUGUUUUUUCACGCGGUUCAUGAUGUGGAUGUUUUGACUUUCUUGUCGAUGUUUUUGAACUCGAUUAUUCCCUCUCCCGUGUGGGAGGUGACCGGCGCAGUUCUUUUUUUUGGGAUGAAUCAUGGAAGAGGAUGUCGAACGGCGGCGGUCUAAAAAUGGCGACAACAACCUGUGGACGGAGCACGGAGUACGGAAUACGAAGGGGGCGUUUCUUUGCCGUCGAAUGGGAUAGAUAUCCUUGAGGCUGUCGGCGUCUGUGUGGUACAUUCUGUAUCCCCAUGUCAUGUAUGUACCGAGUAAGUGGUGGGAAAUAUCAAGAGGGUGCGUGUGGUGUGGACAAAAGUGUGCGAUGUAUUUCCAAGUCAAACAAUGUCAAAUGAUAACAGAAGCACAACUCCCCC
Messenger RNA from Exophiala oligosperma, 4223 nucleotides. RefSeq names its product calcium-translocating P-type ATPase, PMCA-type. NCBI's taxonomy places the organism in Eukaryota, Fungi, Ascomycota, Eurotiomycetes, Chaetothyriales, Herpotrichiellaceae. Gene Ontology annotation, cellular component: membrane; intracellular membrane-bounded organelle. The record is from RefSeq and is a predicted model, not a curated record. The transcript is spliced from 2 exons. Bases 1 to 3702 code for a protein of 1233 amino acids. Gene Ontology annotation, molecular function: ATP hydrolysis activity; P-type calcium transporter activity; ATP binding. Gene Ontology annotation, biological process: calcium ion transmembrane transport; intracellular calcium ion homeostasis.